Messenger RNA from Terrapene triunguis (Three-toed box turtle), 501 nucleotides. RefSeq names its product placenta associated 8 (gene PLAC8). Bases 52 to 390 code for a protein of 112 amino acids. The record is from RefSeq and is a predicted model, not a curated record. Lineage: Eukaryota; Metazoa; Chordata; Testudines; Emydidae. The transcript is spliced from 5 exons. Gene Ontology annotation, biological process: positive regulation of transcription by RNA polymerase II.
UGAUGACACUGUGUGAAUGUAAAUUUCUGAACUCAGCUGGUGAAACUAGACAUGGCCUCUCCCUCUGUCAUCAUUGUACAGCCCCAACUUACUGUGGCUAAUGCACCAAGUAAUGCCUGGCAGACCGGGUUGAUGGACUGCUGCAGUGACUGUGGAGUCUGCCUGUGUGGAACAUUCUGUUUCUGUUGUCUUGGAUGUCAAGUAGCAAGUGACAUGAAUGAAUGCUGCUGUUGUAGCGAAAGCGUUGCCAUGAGGACUCUCUACCGGACAAGAUACGGAAUCCCAGGAUCCAUCUGCUCUGAUUUCUGCACUAUCCUGUGGUGUCCUGUGUGUUCUCUUUGUCAAAUAAAGAGAGAUAUUAACAGAAGGAAGCAAAUGGGGAUAUUCUAAUAAGGUGUUCCUGUACUUCCAGAUUGUGCGUCGUAGAGCCUCUGUAUACAAGACUCUUCCCAUCGCCUGCUGUACUUACAGUUCAAGAAAGUGCUGUAUGCAUUUUAAUUU